Messenger RNA from Tachyglossus aculeatus (Australian echidna), 4451 nucleotides. RefSeq names its product STIL centriolar assembly protein (gene STIL). The transcript has 18 exons. The record is from RefSeq and is a predicted model, not a curated record. Lineage: Eukaryota; Metazoa; Chordata; Mammalia; Monotremata; Tachyglossidae. Gene Ontology annotation, cellular component: centriole; centrosome. Bases 208 to 3978 code for a protein of 1256 amino acids. Gene Ontology annotation, biological process: protein localization to centrosome; centrosome duplication; mitotic spindle organization.
GAGUUGGCGGCAGGAAGACUUCGGAAGCCCUUCCGGGGUCGCCGGGAUCAGCUGUACAGAAAGGGUUUAAUGCCUUUAGUGCCACAAACUUCCAUUCCCACGCCCAGUCUCUGCCCCAGGGCCCCUUGACUAGCGGCAUCCAGGUUCACCAAGGUUGCCCGCAACGUGCCCCAGGAUCCUGGCGGCUCCUCCCUGGUCGAGCACCAGAUGGAUCUACGGCUGCUGUCCUCCCACCGGCCGGGGCCUCUCAGCUUUCCGCGGUCCAGAUGUGUGCUGUGGGAUCCGACCCCCGCCGGAGACCGGAUUUGCUUGCACCUCAGCCACUACAGAAAUCCCAAGCUGCUGGUGACUGAAAAGGCCGUCCGUCUCGCUUAUCGUCACGCGAGGCAGAGUGCCAAGACGGUGCUGCCCUGCUUCCUCCUCGGGACCCUGACGGUGGAUGAAGAUGAAGAAGGCGUCACGCUGACCGUAGACCGCUUCGACCCCGGUCGAGAAGUGCCCGGCUCGCCGGGGCCUGCCCCCUCCGCCCCUCUCCCCGGCGACUUCUUGGUCCCGUGUUCGGUCAGCAGCCGGGGGUCUACCCCGGGAGAGGUGGUGGUUCACAGCGCGGACGAUUUCAGCACGGCCUUCAAGGGGCUCCAUGGCCACCUCAGCAGCAAAGACUCUCUGAACGCCUGCCAGCUUCUCUCCCUCCGAGCCCACCUCCGCUGCAGCCAGGCCCUGGACCGCCUGGAGCUGGACUUCCACUGGGCAGCCGUCACUCUGGCCAACACGUUCGAGUGCACCCCUGUGAAGCCCAUCCCCAUCAUCCCCACGGCCCUGGCUCGCAACCUGACAACCUACCUGAACCUCUCUCAGAUCCAGGGCACCUGGAAAUGUGGAUUCCUUACGAUGGAUGAAACGCGUAAACUGCUGCUGCUCCUGGAGUCGGAUCCCAAGGUUUACACCCUGCCAUUAGUUGGAAUCUGGCUGGCGGGCAUCACUCACGUCUACAGUCCGCAGGUGUGGGCCUGCUGCCUGCGCUAUACACUCAGCACCUCGAUUCAAGAGAGGGUUCUUUCGGAGUCCGGAAGCUUCGUCAUCGUUCUCUACUCCCUGACCCACCCGGAGCCCGAGUUUUACGAAUGCGUUCCCCAGAAGGGCCACUCGGGCCCCAAAUUCCAACUCCUAACCAGCAACGAGACCUUUCAUCUUUUCCAAGACGUCGAGCCUUCCGACCGACACCCCAUCCCCUUCGAGCUGAGCAAGGGAGGCCAAGACGCUGAGGGAGAGCUCUUCCGCCGAGUUUCUGAGAGCAUUUUGGCCGUGAGCUCUUCUCAGAAGGCCUCUCCCGGCCCCCUCUCCAUGAGCGACCAGGACUCCGGCAUGGAGGACGAGGACCUCUCCCCCAGGCCGAUGCCCAGUCCUCACCCCGUGGGUCAGCAGAGUUCCAAAAUCUGCCCUUCUGUUCCUGAGCUGUCCCUCGUCUUGGACGGCAGUUUCUUGGACUCAGCUCCUGCACCUAAUCAUCUGGUCGGGGCAAAUCCUCCAAGCCCUCCCUCCUCGCUGCCUCCCCCCGGCUUCUCGGGCCCACAGUGCCGCAAGUUCUCUGAGGAGAGGCCGAGCUGGGGUCCCGGGCCCGGGGGCCCUUGGCGGGGGCCGACCAACCAGGCGGUCCCGGGGUCGCCCCCUCCGCCCACCCCCCGAGCAAAGCAGCCACCCGCACGGCCUCCGACGUGGAAGAGGGGGGAUCCUCGGGGCCGGCAGAUCCCUGGAGCACCGUCCUCGCCUCUGACCUCCAUCCCCCGGCCUCCUACCAACCCGGCCGGAUUGCCCCCCGGGGGGCCGCCGGUAGAAGCAGGGAGUCGGCCCCAUCAAGACCUGGUCAGGCACAGAGGAGGACAUCGCACAUCAUGCCCGAGACCGUUUUCUACUGGCCAACGGCCCCUGCCCCGUGGCCCCGGGCCCUUGCCUCCAUCUCCAGGCUGGCCGAUCGUGGGCCCUCCCUCACCCUCUGGCCACCUCUUGGACGUCUGCAGAUGUUGUCGGUGCCACGGGCCUGCAGCGGGCCACCCAGGCGUGUGGCGGGGAGCGGGCAGCGCAGGUGACUGGCAGGCCCCGGGGGUCUGGUCGGAGGCCCUCCCUGAGGUUUGGUCCGAGGCUCCCGCAGAGGUCUGGUCAGAGGGCCCAGUGGAGAAUGCGCGUUUGCCGCCCCAGCCUGGAACCGGCUGCCCGCUUCCUCUAGCGUGUGACCCAAGGAGCCCGCCCAGCCGAGGCCCGCAUUGGGGCGAGGGGUCAAGCUCUCCCGCUGGGGCCUUCUCUUUCCCGCCACCCUGUGCCACCUGCACCCCCUCAUCCCGGAAAGCAUCGGCCGACGGGAUGAUGGGGCUGUCUCCGGAGGCCUACCGGAUGCUCACGGAACAGGACCGGCAACUGAAACUGCUCCAGGCCCAGAUUGAACGCUUGCUGGCCGCCCAGUCCCUCCUGGCAGGUCCACCCGUGGCUGAUGACCAGCUGGAGGCCACCUCGGCGCCCAUCGCCACCCGGGCGUCUCUGGAGCUGCCCGGCAGAGAGACCGUGAGCGUCGCCGUGAGCACAGGCACCAGCCUGCUGUGGCAAGCACCGUGCGGUGGUCCGGAGGCAGCCCCCCCAGGGGACCAGCAGGACGCCUCGGUCCGAAGCCAAGACUGCAGCGGUGCCCUUGACGCCGACAGCGCCCGAGCCAGCCACGACCCCGAUCCCGGAGGGAGCAACGGGGUCAGCAGCGAGGAGACCACGCCCGCACCUGGAGCUGUCGGCUGCUCCUCCAUGGGGGAAGAUCCCGGACCCGUGGUCCUCCCCGCUUUGCCAUCCGGAGAAAGCGUGAGCGUCUGCCUACAGGCAGGACCAGCGGAGGGCCCAAAAAAACCCUCGGUGCCGGCCAGCAGAGACCAAGUCCAGCCGGCCCAGGAGGCCACAGGGGGCCGGCCCAGCACCCCCUCGGAGAGCCGGCAACUCUACCAGGAUUUACUGGGUCAAGUGAAACAUCUCCUGAACGCCUCAUCUGAGGAGACCACCCGCCCAUGCCCAGAAGCAGAGUCAGUGUGCCAAGAUGAUGCUCCCUCUGGAACCCGGGGCAGCACCAAGCAAAGAUCAGGUGACCCCAGCGAGAAAGAUCAAGAUGGUGUCCUAAGCGCCACCCUCAAGCAAUUGAAGAGCCUCGGGGUGACCCUGGAUUCACCCAGCCACGUGAGACAAGGCGAGGCCAGAGUGGAGCAUGCCAGCGUCCUGGCCUGCAUCAGCCCGGCAGCGGUUCUCUCCGGCUUGAACUACGUGUCUUUCUCCAACGUGGGCGUGAGCGGGCUCCACCCCAGCGGCGCGGACCUCAGCAUGGAGGCCAACGCCAUCGCCCUCAAGUACCUGAGCGAGAGCCAGCUGGCGCAGCUCUCCUUCGGCCGCGCGGCCCCCGGGCCCCCAGAUGCGGCCCCCGGGUCCCCCGUGGCUCCCAGGCCCACGGACUGGAGCCUGUUGGGCCUCAGCGCCAUCUCUCCCAGCAACAUGUCAUUCGCGACCAGGACGUACAUGAAGAGGUACGGCCUCCUUCAGGGAGACUGCGGUGACUGCAGUGACCGCGGUGACUGGGAACUCCGGCCCCCGACGGGCACUGGUGGCAUGCCGGGAGCCGCCCCUCCCCAACUUGGCGGCCCUGCCGACCCCCCCGGAGCCGACCCCUGCUCUCUGACCCAGCCCGACGCACCUGUCCUCAGGAACAUCACCAACGGGGCGGGCCGGCCGAAGGGGCCUCCCGGGGCCACGGACUGGCUGCCCGUCCCGAGAGCCGGGCUCCUGGCUGGCAAGGUGGCCUUCACUCGGCACCCCGACCAGGAAAAUCAGAGAGAGCCUGCGCUGUUUCCUGAUGGACUGCAAGCUUCUGGAACCUUCCGGCACAUGGACAGCAUCAACUCGGUGGGCACCUUCUUGGAUAUCGGGCGCCUCCGCCAGCUGCCCAAGCUGUUCUGACCCUAGAGCAGCCGGGGACGCCUCCCCGGGAGUGUUUUGGAGACCCCCUUUCCCUCUGCCCACCACACCUGCCUGCCUCCUCCGUCACGGCAGCAACCCCGGGGAACCCCAGCGGCUUUACCCGCACGGUCCAGACAGCCGCUCAGUGCCCCGCGAUCCAAGAAAGCCCGGGCCUCCUCACGCCCCCCGAUUCGGAGCAGGUCCCCACUAUUCCCCGGCUCCAGCCAGAACAUUCUGGAAAGUGGCCAUCAGCAGCGUCCGCGCUGGACGCUCUUACUAAGUUGGAUUGCUUUGAGUGGUUUUCAAAUUAGUAUAUUCGGUUAAUUAACUCACAAACUCUGGGAUCCUAGUAUUACAAAUGCUUCUUUUUUAUGAGCGCUUAGCCAGACGGCAGCCUAGCUGUGUCAGAACUAUUAAAUUAUUGCGUGAAACUGAGUGGCUGGUGGUCUUGCAGGUGGUUUUUUUGUUUUGUU